AUGCGUAUCGACUCUUUACAAGCUGUCACGGCAUCUGGAGGUGGACCCGCUGGUUACGGACGUUAUGGACGAGGCGAAACGGUUUACGCGACAUACAAUCCAACAAAUCCACAACCCAGCAGCCACUAUGAGACACUCGAUCCAUCUUUCUACGUCAGAGGCGGCGCUUUCUUCGAGGAAGGCAAGGUCUUUUCAGUCCUCUUCACUGAACCGGCGGGCGCCAACGCCCUGAACGGGCUGAAUCCAAUGGCCGACUACAAUACCAAUCUGUCCAAGGUCAAAUACGAUGAAUUCGUACAUACCCAAGUACGGAGAUUUAUCGUCACGAAACGCAGACGCGAGUUCUGCUUCGCCGUUCCGAUCUUUACCUACUACGGCCAAGCCACCACGAAGAAUGGAGUGGUUGCUGACGAGCAUGCUAUUGCCUAUUCGUUGGAAAAGGAACCAGAGCUUGUACCGGGAGAGGCACCGCUUCGGAAGGCACCCAUCCCUAUUGUGACUGAGGAGAACAACAAGCCACUCGUUCCAGCCUCUAGGAUUUACUUUGCCAUCCAUCAUCCGAUUCAAUACAAUGUCAAGGUAAAGAACCUCGGUCACGUACAUCCCGAUUACCUAGCCACAUUCCUUGGAUACUGGAACCAAGAGAAUUCUGACUCAAAGCAAGACUCAGAUGUUGCAUCAAACCCCAACAAUACGGGUAAUUUUUGA
This is a messenger RNA of Alternaria triticimaculans, 708 nucleotides long. RefSeq lists its product as uncharacterized. NCBI's taxonomy places the organism in Eukaryota, Fungi, Ascomycota, Dothideomycetes, Pleosporales, Pleosporaceae. The coding region runs from base 1 to 708 and encodes 235 amino acids. The transcript has 4 exons. The record is from RefSeq and is a predicted model, not a curated record.